Molecule: messenger RNA, 887 nt
Organism: Cydia pomonella (codling moth)
Lineage: Eukaryota; Metazoa; Arthropoda; Insecta; Lepidoptera; Tortricidae
Product: C-type lectin domain family 3 member A-like
Exons: 6
Coding region: 52-537 (161 amino acids)
Source: RefSeq, a predicted model, not a curated record
UCAGUGUUUAUCGACUCAUUUCUUGUCGUGCCGCGAUACGAAACUGUCGAUAUGAGGUAUCUACUGGGUGUGUUGUUACUGGCGUCGUCUGUGCUGUGUGAACGUAAUGACUAUGUAGAAAACUCGAAGUUAGGAAGGAGCUACAAGUUGAUGUACAACGCAGCGAUAUGGCAGGAUGCGAAGCAGACUUGCUUGAAUAAUGGCGGCAAGUUAGCGGUGCCCAAAUCCCAGGAUGAGUUCAACGUGAUCCAAGGUCUGAUCCGGAAGAUGCACUAUCCCAGCAUCAUCGGUUGGACCGGCAGCAGACUACUGGCGUGGGUCGGCAUCAGCAGUGUCGACGAGCCAUCGUGGAGGAAUGUGGACGGAGAAGAUAUAGAAAUUACCGGUUUUUCGACGUGGGCCAAAGGGAACGGGGAGAAAAGCAGCAACCCGAAAGAGCCUCAUUGUGCUGUCAUGGACGCCGCCAACCCCGGCCUACGAAGCUACUGGUGCCACUACAAACAACCCUUCGUGUGCGAGUUUCAUCUCAACCCCUAAUAAAGCCAAAUACAAUACGAGUACGAGUAUACAAUUAUGAAGGUUACGCGUGAUGGGGCUGAAUUCUAUUUUCAAAUUAUAUCAUAGAGAAAAAAGAAGUAAGCAAAGAGUGCUCCAUACAUCAGUUUUGGUACCAAAAUGCUUUUUAUUUUCGUUGUCGACAUCUACCAUCGAGUAGCGGAAUUAUCAGUAGUAAAAUAAACAUAUGUCAAUAUCAUGCCACAAAAAAACUAUUAUAAAUUACAAAAAGUAAACAUUAGAAAUGUCAAUGUCAAUAUUUUGAAUCCUACUUAUAUUAUGUAAACGUUAGGUGAAGUUGAAUAAAUUGAUAUUAUGAUAGUUUUUUGAAA